AUGUUAUCAGCAUUUUCAAUUCCCACUUCUUGUGCUCAUGAUAAAACGUACAAAAUUCCAAUGGUGAAGUUCGGAAAUCCCUUGUCAAAGGCAAUGGGAGAGAUCAUAGCAGAGUUUUACAGUGUUAAAUCUAAGCAAGUGAUAAUCACAAGAGCUGAUAAGGACCACCAGAGUUACUUAAGGCAAUCAGGAAUAAUCAAUGAAGUUCUCUAUGAUGUGAAAGGGAAGAUUUUAAUUCGAAUUGAGGCUUUUGAUAGAUUGAAAAGUGAUAUAAAACGCUUCUUCAACAUUUUUGUCUUGGAUUCAUAUGAAUCUUUUAGGAAAAUUCUCGAUGUUAUGUCAACGGAUGAUUUUGACUUUACCGGAUUUUACACAAUUCUUUUGACGAGUAUUGAGAAAGAUAACAGCAAUAUUGUGAGGAAUAUUCUACACGAUUGCUGGGAACAUUACAUCGUCAAUGUGAACGUCUUGAGCUACGAUCCGCUUAACUUGGAAAGUGCUCUGAUGCACACAUACUUUCCCUUCGCUCCUCAUCACUGUGGCGAAGUAAAGCCAGUCACAGUAGGAAUUUACGAGCAGAACAGCUUCUCAAGGAACUCUUCUGUCUUCCCUGAUAAAGUCAGAAAUUUCUACAAAUGCACUCUUACCGUGGGAACUUUCCACUUCCCACCGAACAUCAUAAUCGAGCCUCUAACCUUUGGAUCCAGCUAUGUCGAUGGCUUUGAGGGCGUUAUUAUGAGAUCUUUAGGCCAACGUCUCAACUUUUCUUACAACCUCCAGAUUGCUGAAGGAAAUUGGGGAAGAGUUGCUGGGGAAAAUUCAACGGGUGCCAGUAGAAUGCUUCUGAGAGGCGAAAUAAACUUCACUUUGGGAUCCUUUGCAUCCUCAUUUUCCCACUACGGAGCAUUUUCCAGCACAAUUCCUUACCACGUGACGUCUCUGACUCUCCUUGUGCCUCCUGGGAGAUCUUACACGGCUGUGGAGAGACUCUUCCUGCCCAUGAAGUACAUCAUCUGGAGUUGCAUUGCUGCGUGCUUAGUUUUGGCAGCAAUUGCUGUUACUGUUGGCAAAUUCUUAAGUCCCGCGAAAAGAAGCUUUAUCUUCGGCCAACGCAACAAUUAUCCCUUCAUCAACACCAUCAACAUCUUCCUCGGCGGAUGCGUUCCAGUUGUUCCGAGGCGGAAUUUCGCCAGAUUCCUUCUGAUGCUGUGGAUCUUCGCGAGUCUUGUGAUCCGAAGCAGCUAUCAAGGCGCCUUGUUCAGCUUCCUGAAGGACAGCAGGAAUGUCACAGUUGUGGACACGUUUGAGGAAAUGCUCAACGAAGGCUUCAGGAUUUAUGGAGUUGAAGGAUCUCGCAAGUACUUUGAUUCACUGACUCGCUACAAGAGUAUGUUUGUCACCAAAAGCUCUGAAGAAAUAGAAAAUCUCAGGUUCAGGAUGGCGGAUCAUGACUUCAAAGGCGCCGUUGUCACAACUGCCUUAGUCGUGGCGUACAUGAAUGAGAAAUACGCCAAAGACGGCAUCAGUUUUCGCGUAGCAAAAGAGCAAAUCAUUCAAAUGUACAUUUGCAUCUACGUGAGAAAGUAUUCGUACUUAACCAAGGCCUUCGACGGCGAACUGUGGAAGUAUAUUGAGAGUGGACUUAUUAAUAAAUGGUCUUCGCUCUACUAUGACAUGAAGAACUUAAAUAUGGAGUCACAGAAAAGUGCUCCUCAAGCUCUGAACAUUGAUCAAUUGAACGGAAUAUUCUUGGCUUAUAUUUUAUUUAUUUCUCUCAGCUGUUUGGUUUUUGUACUCGAAAUUCUGUCGAAAUAUUCAGUGAUUGCUAAAAAACUUUGUAAUUUUAUCAAUUAG
This is a messenger RNA of Phlebotomus argentipes, 1854 nucleotides long. RefSeq names its product glutamate receptor U1-like. The transcript has 3 exons. The record is from RefSeq and is a predicted model, not a curated record. Gene Ontology annotation, molecular function: ligand-gated monoatomic ion channel activity. The coding region runs from base 1 to 1854 and encodes 617 amino acids. Gene Ontology annotation, cellular component: membrane. NCBI's taxonomy places the organism in Eukaryota, Metazoa, Arthropoda, Insecta, Diptera, Psychodidae.